Molecule: messenger RNA, 1095 nt
Organism: Kazachstania africana CBS 2517
Lineage: Eukaryota; Fungi; Ascomycota; Saccharomycetes; Saccharomycetales; Saccharomycetaceae
Gene: ERG3
Product: C-5 sterol desaturase
Exons: 1
Coding region: 1-1095 (364 amino acids)
Biological process (GO): lipid biosynthetic process
Molecular function (GO): iron ion binding; oxidoreductase activity
Source: RefSeq, a predicted model, not a curated record
AUGGAUCUCGUUUUAGAAGUAUUGGAUCACUACCUACUGGACAGUUUCUAUUCUAAAAUAGCACCUGUAUCACUCUCAAAACAGAUUCCCACCAAAUGGAUUCAAUUCUUAGAUUUAAAUGAUGGGAUCAUUGCUAAGAAUACUACUCUACUAUUACAAACUAUAGACUCGACAAAUUCUUUACCCAAGAUAAGUGAAGAUAUAUACGGUUACACUCCUUUCCUCUUCAAUGUAACUGAAUCAACUUUCACUUCAGUACUGCCUCGUUAUAACUUGGUACGUGAGUUCGCUUCCCUUCUCGUGAUGGUCAGUAUCGCGGCUUGGUUCCUGUAUCUAUCAAUGGCAACGUUCUCUUAUAUCUUUGUUUUCGAUAGAACAAUCUUCAAUCAUCCAAGGUAUUUGAAAAAUCAAAUGGCUCAAGAAAUUGCUUUGGCGGUAAAAGCCAUCCCAGUCAUGACUCUGCUAACAGUGCCAUGGUUUUUAUUAGAAUUAAAUGGCUAUUCAAGAUUAUAUUGGUCUCAUCCAGGUAAAGGCUGGAAACAAUACUUAAAGGAAAUCUGUGCCUUCAUCUUCUUCACUGACUGUGGUGUCUAUUUCGCUCACAGAUGGUUACACUGGCCUCGUGUCUAUAAAGCUUUGCAUAAACCUCAUCACAAAUGGUUAGUCUGUACUCCAUUCGCAUCCCACAGUUUCAAUCCAGUAGACGGUUACGGUCAGUCCAUUUCCUACCAUGUCUACCCAAUGCUAUUCCCUUUGCAGAAAUUCAUCUAUCUCGGUUUAUUCACUUUUGUUAAUUUCUGGACAGUCAUGAUCCAUGACGGUAACCACAUGUAUAAUAGUCAAGUCGUCAACGGUACUGCCUGUCACACCGUCCACCAUCUAUACUUCAGUUACAAUUACGGCCAAUUCACUACCCUUUGGGAUAGACUCGGUGGUACUUACAGAAGGCCAGAAGACUCGCUGUUCGAUCCAACUUUAAGAAAUGAUACAUCUGUUCUAGAACAUGAAUUACAAGAAAUGGAUAGAGAAAUGAAAGAAGUAGAAGGUACCGAUGAUGAAAGAGAAUACGAAGAUAACGUCAAAAAGAAUAACUGA